Molecule: messenger RNA, 1377 nt
Organism: Echinostoma caproni
Lineage: Eukaryota; Metazoa; Platyhelminthes; Trematoda; Plagiorchiida; Echinostomatidae
Source: the annotation of a GenBank genome assembly
AUGAUACUGAGUUUUCGGCACUUUCGAGCAGUAGCAAUUGAUCCAAAUUCAUUUGGAUUGCAUAACUUCACAGGGCAAGAAGCAACUGAAGGAGUGGUGAAUUAUUGGCGUGAUCACGUCCUCCGGCUGUUGGUGCAACUCGAACAGGCUACAAUCGAACGAAAGCAUGUCAACGGGCGGAUCGAACGGGAACGUGCUGUCUGGGAGCAGCGACGGAAAGAUGCCCAACUCGAAUUGGAAUCUAUGAGAUUGAAACUACAAGCCAGUGAGGCUGCGCUAAUGGCUGCUCGUGGUCGAGUGGAGGUGUUGGAAGAAGAAGUUCAAAAACAGUCUGAUCGAUUGCAUACAUUGAAGGUUGAGGAAACCGCAGAACGCCAUAAAUUGGUUGCAUCGUUCCGUUCAAUUAAGGCAAACCUGCUCACACUGGGUGAAAAAGUAAAAACCUUUAUGUACACCCCGGCAGAUGAUUCCAGUUACCAAGGCAGUUCGGUCCCCGAACUCAUGCGUCGACUCAGACAGCUCGAGAGACGUCUGAACUUUGCCAACAAUCGUCUCCCAUUGCUUCGCGCUCAUCUUGCCCUCCGGGCAGGUAUGCCCGUCGACCAGUGUGAUGGUUGGGCACAGACAGAUAACAUAUUAGUCCCCGGAUGUCAGUCUGCACUAAACUUGUUCGAACUGGAGGAUUUACUGGUGCAUACACAAACCGAGCUGAAACAAUGCAUGGCCGAACGAGAUGGCGCUCUCAAAACAUUGGAACAGAAUGCCAGAUCUUUUCGGGAAAGAGUUAAGAAUGCCGAGGAGGAAGUACACAUGGAGUUGUCAAGCCUGCGUGACCUAACCACCGUUUUGGAGAACACUCUAAAAGAGAAGCAAGAGGAAUUGAACAGAUGCCAAAUUCAAAUGGCCAACUUGAAAGAUGAUCACGCCAAACUGCAACAGGAGACUAUUGACGAACAAGCACGUCUUCGAACCCAGUUAGCAGAUGCGCAAAAGCAACUAAACAAAGCAAUGAUCGAGUUGAAACGAACUGAACGUCGUGUGGAUCGCGAGUCCGACGAACGCCGAACACGCAUAGCUGAGGUGGAAAAUACUUACAAAUCUCGUAUUCAUACGCUGGAACAAGCAUUGCGUUCGUUCCAGCCGGAAUCUUACAAAUGGUAUUCCAUUCGAGAGGGAAUUGAACAAGCGACAGCAAAUACAACAUUAGACGCGAAAAUGAUCAACAAUGUCGAAGAUCCUACUACGGCAACACACUUAGAUGCGUUGGCGGCCUCUAUCAAUCAGCUAGCCCGUGUGGCAGACUGUCUGAAGAGCAGCAGUGAAUCGAGCGACCACGAAGGCGACGUACCUAAGAACGAUUUCCCCAAAACCAACUAA